Molecule: messenger RNA, 2578 nt
Organism: Bombus impatiens (common eastern bumble bee)
Lineage: Eukaryota; Metazoa; Arthropoda; Insecta; Hymenoptera; Apidae
Gene: RYBP
Product: YY1-associated factor 2
Exons: 6
Coding region: 952-1467 (171 amino acids)
Biological process (GO): positive regulation of DNA-templated transcription
Cellular component (GO): nucleus
Molecular function (GO): DNA binding; transcription coregulator activity
Source: RefSeq, a predicted model, not a curated record
AUUAUCAAGUGUCCGGCACUGUCACAACUACUACUGUAUGGGAAAACUUUCAGGAAUGUGUGAAAGUUAAUCUGAGGCCUAUAUUUUGCAAGCUGUUUUUUGCUUAUACGUCAUAAAAUAGAGACAUACAACGCUGGUCCAUACAAUGUUGCCAAACCGAACAGUAUUUUAGUCCAUAGUCCGUAUUCAACAUUCCGCUGUUCGACCUAUAGAGGAACAGCGCUGUAGAUUGUUUGUCAAUAUCUUCGAGUUAGUUGAUUUUUACCAAGUUUUAUGUGUAAAGCAACCGUUUUACAAUAACACAAAACAUAAAAAAGAUGUCUUGACUGUAAAUGUGUCAGAGUGUCUAGUGUAUGUGUAUAAGACAUACUGAUAAUACUGACAAGGAGAACAUCGUAUAUGUGGAAUAAUGCUACUUUUAUAUGCAAGUGAAGAAUUCCAUCUGUUUCAUUAGAGAAAAGAAUGUUUGGAACCUUUAUACCAUAAAUAGUAUUUGAACUUUCCACAAUUAAGAUUUUAUUAUUUAUACAUUACCCCAUGGAUAUUUAAUAUAAGUUUUUGAAGUGGAAAAGCAAGCAUUUGUAAUACAAUAACAAAAAACGACGGAUAACCGUUACUGUGCAAAAAGUUCCAUAAAUUGGUACUUUUAAUCGAUAUACUUUAAAACAUGUACAUCAGAAUGUCACAACAAACGGAUAUGUAUGGCUUAUAUAGCAAAGAUGAAUACAUCCGACAAUUGUGUAUCUUGUUUAGUUGAUGCACAGAAUAUUAUCUUAGGCAAUUGUCCAUUUUCUUUAUUGCAUAUCUUUAUUCCUGCUCUUUUAGAGCAUUCUCAUUGUCAUAAAGUAUACAGUGUUCACAAAAUCACUUUUAAUGAGGCUGAAAGCACGUACAGGAAGGCUAACUCUCUUUUGAGAAGGUACAGUGUUUUACAACUGACUUUCAUGAACAAUGAACCAUUCGGGAAGUGGAAAACGUCAGGCGAAGGUUUUGGAAGAAAACUAUUGGGACUGCAGUGUUUGCACAUAUAGAAAUACAGCAGAAGCAUUUAAGUGCCUCAUGUGUGACGUCCGUAAAGGAACUUCUACGCGGAAACCCCGUAUUAAUCCCCAACUUGUGGCACAACAGGUUGCGCAACAACAAUAUGUACCACUUUUGAAACCUGGAAAGAAGGAAGGUGCAAGUGGGGGUAGUACAACUAGUAGCGGUAAAGAAAAAGAUCGUAAAUUGGACAAACCAAGGCGUAAAAAUAGGCACCCACCUCGUCUAAAAAAUAUAGAUCGUAGUACGGCUCAGACCAAUGAAGUGACAGUGAACAAUGUUACUGUCGUUAUUACCGAAUAUAAGCCCAAAGUGAAAAAAAGUUCAGAUCAAUCUGGUUUGUCUAGCAGUGCUUCUUCUGAAAAUGGAAGUCAGCAUGAUUCUAAUCAAGACUCCAGAAGUCUGGAUAUAGGAACAGAUGCUUAGCUCAGUGCUGUAACACAUAUGUGUUACGUAACAUUCAAUGAGGUCAGAUGUUUUAUGCUAUCAGUGGAAUCAUUAAAUUAUGUCUUCAGUAUAACAUAAGAAAUAUGUUGUAUAUUGUUGCUACAUACUGACAUAAAAAAAAAUUGUUUCAUAACAGUAAUCUUGACAUCUAAAAGCAACAACAAAAAUAAUUUUAUUUGUGCAACUUCGGAUAUUACGUAUUACUCUAUUUAUAUAAUAUUAAUUGUAACAAAUGCAUUAUAUGCCUUAAUAUGGCAAAUGGAAUUUGAUACACCCAUUGUUGACAUAACAAUGUCCACAUGACUUUCAUUGAAUCUAUGACGCCACUGCCAGAAAGCAUGUUGUAACAUUAUUGUUAAUUAGAAUAUUUUGACUCAUUUAUGUAUAAUAUGAGGUAUUUAUCUUGUUUAUUUAAUAAUUGCUGUGAAGAAGAACUAAGAAACUGGCAUUGGUACGUAUAUACCUUUAUCCCAUUCCAAAUUCGAUCUGUUCCAAGCUUUACACUUUAAUAGCAGUUAAUUUCACUAACACAGAAAUUUUUAAUUUAUAUAUAGAUAUACAUAAAAAGAUAUGCGAUUAAAUUACAUAACAUACUACAUAAUAUAAAUUGAAAUAGGUAUCACAUGGUUUAAUAUAUAUUUUAGAUAAUAUCUGAAUUUGUAACAAAAAAUUUUGUUAAUUUUGGUUGCUCACUAUUCUCGUUAUGAAACACGACAAAUGUAACUUUUAUGUACUUCUUAUAUUGCCUCCAUACUUUAAUAGUAUUAGGAUAUAUAGAUUCAAUGUAAUAUUACUGGAAAAUAUUUGACCAAUUUACUAAAUAUUAAUUUCUUUAUGUAGUAAAAUCACAAAUAUUGGAACAAUGUUACAAAAGACUAUCAUUUUUCUAUUACUGGUACUACAGCAGAGCAUAAAAGCUGCAAAGCUAGCUCAUAUUAGUAACUGCCCAAUCACUUGUAACUGUGAUUUAUAGUUCUUUUUAUAUUUAUUUUUACAUAUUUUACGUUACCAGAUAAGAAAUAGCAUUAUCGAAUUGACUCAUACAAAAUUUAUUGUGACUAUAAGGACCAUAAACAAUAUGAUUAUUUCA